AUGAACCAACACCAUUCUCUCUUACUUAAGAGACAGCUACGGCAGAACAAUAAAGACCAACCGCGAAAAAAACGCGGCAGAAAAGUUCCAGAGAUUCUGGAGAGCAUCGCUGUUGAUGAUGACUCGUCCGAUAGCUCUGAUGAUCUAGAGGACGUUGAUAUUGGGGGAGGUGACGCGGAUUUGGCUGCGACUGACGCAUCUAGCAUUGAAAGGUUCAGGAAACAGCAUGACGUGAACGUUAAUGGGACCAAUCAAGGGAAGGAGGCAUAUAAGAAGGAGAAAGAAGACGAAAAUGACGAUGAUGAUGAUUUGGACGAAGAAAGCGACGAAGACGACGAUUUUGAUGAUCUUGAAGACGUGGAUUUGGACGUGAUCUUCAACAAACCUCCCCCGGAGUCAGAGACACUAACGAUCAACAUCAACCAAAAGGAAGACCAGCCAGAAAAGAAAAAGACAAAGCGUUUCGUUCCGGUGCCUAAAGCCGAACGUCAUCGUCGUAAACUUGUCCACCAGCUCUAUUUAGAAACCAUGAUGGCUCACGGAGUGGUGAGAAACCAAUGGUGCAAUGACAAGGAACUUCAGAGCGAGCUACGGCAGAAAAUCCCGCCUGACGUUUUUGAAUUUCUUCGUCUGACUAACCUGGAUGUUCUAGAUUACGUCAAGGCUCGACGGUUCAUCGAAGCCAUCCGAAAAGCUGCGGCCUUCUACCAUCGCAAAUUUAGAGUCUCCUCGCAGGGUUUGGUAAGAAAGGACUGGGAAAAAAUGCUGCAGAAACAAGAAGGAACAGAUGGAGUAGUUACAUUGAAUCGAUUUCGUCGUCUCGUUAAGAAUUUCCGGGGUUCGAGAGACAUUGCUGCCCAAGGGUUUGUUGCUCUUCUCAGAUCGAUGGGUGUAACUGCUCGAUUAGUAUUCUCUCUCCAACCACCUGACUACCGCUCAAUCGUGCCUGUGGGUGCAAGCAAGGAGGAUGAGAAACAGGAGAAAGAGGAAGACACGAGGGCCAAAACGAAAAAGUCCGAAUUCGACCCUGUGUUCAUUCCCAAUCUGAAAAGAGAUUUCCUUAGGAGCGCACGCAGUUCUAAAGAACAGAAAGAGAAUAGGAGAAAGGCUACUUUUCCCACAUCACAGUAUCCUAUUUUCUGGACAGAGGUGUGGAACAAAUUCUCGAAGAAAUGGAUCACCGUUGAUCCAAUCGUGCUUAAUGUCGUAGAAAUAAUGCCGAUGCGUCGAAGGUGUAAAUUUGAGCCACCAGCCACAGAAUCCACUAACCAAACUUGGUAUGUGAUUGCUUACGAUAACAAGCGAAAUGUCAAAGAUGUCACUCGGCGUUACACCCAGUACUACAAUGCCAAAACCGUGAAAAAGCGCAUCGAGUUUGCUUCGGACGAGGACGAACAUUGGUAUCUCCAACUACUCCGUUCGGCCCGACCAGAACGAACCAUCCCUACCGAGGCUGAAAUCUUAGAGACAAAGGAAUUUUACGAUCGAGAUAUCUGUGAAGGUAUACCCAAUAAUAUGACAGACUUCAAGAACCAUCCAGUUUAUGCGUUGGAGUCACAGUUACGGCAGGAUGAAGUCAUCUACCCUAACGAUGAAACCAGCAAGUGUGGAACCUUUAAACCCAUGAACAAGAAUACCACCAUGACAGUUUUCAAACGGUCACAUGUAUUUAGAUUGAGGACACCAAAGGCCUGGCACAUGAGAGGCCGAGUGUUGAAGGUUGGAGUUCAGCCUUUGAAAACUAAGACCGUGAACCGUAUUUCCUUUGAUGACGACGGAGACGAUGAUGGGAUUGAACGGUUAUAUGCUGAGUUCCAGACCGAGAUGUACAAGGCACCUCCAAUUGUGGAUGGAAAGAUAACCAAGAAUGCCUAUGGAAACUUAGAAAUCUACACUCCGACCAUGAUGCCCGAGAAUGGAUACUUGGUGAAAAUGACAGAUACCAUCACUAUGAAGAUGUUGGAGAAGGCUGCACGAGACAUUUUACGGAUUGAUUACGCCAAAGCAAUUGUUGCGUUUGAUUUUGGAGGCAGCAAGAAGAACCGAACUCCCACUGCCAGAGAAGGAGGAAUUGUUAUCGACAAACAAUUUCAAGAGGCAAUGGAGUUAGUGGUGGAGCAUCUUUUGGAUAUGGCAGAGGAGGAGAAGAGAAGACAAGUAGAGCUUAAUGCUUUACGCAGCUGGAAGUUUUUCAUGAAGAAAUUGGAGAUUAUGAACAGACUCGAUAGGCAGCACGGAAAGCUCGACGAAGAGGAAGAGGAAAACAAAGAAAACUUGAAGGAGGAGAGAGAGGAGGAAAUGUCAAGAGACGAGGAGGAUGGAUAUUUCAGCGUUGCAAGUGAUGGUGAAAGUUCGACAGAGGAAAAUUAUGUGCCUAGAAAAAGGCGGAGAUUUGUUGAGGAGGAUGAAUUUGAAGAAGGUGGGUUUAUGUUGGGAGAUGGAGGAUUUGAGAUGCCAAAUAAAGAAGAGCUCUCCGAAGAAACUUUUGAAGUAAAAGAUGAACAGGAUAAUGAGGAUGGUGGAUUCUUACAUGAAGCACAAGAAGUAGACCAGCUCUACGACGAUUCAGAAGGAGGUUUCGUACAAGAUGUAGGAUUAAUGGAGGAGGAGAAAGUUGGAGACUUCAAAGAAGAAGGAGGAUAUUUUGAAGAAGAUGCAGAAGGUGGAUUCUUUUCGGAAGUCUCAAAAACAUUUCUAGGAGAAACUUCAGAUACAUUUUCACAAGAACCUUCGGAUGCAUUUUCACAAGAUAAUCGGAAAAAUUUGGCAGAUGACACUGACACCCUACAUGAUAUCGCCUCAAACAAAUUGACAUCCAAAGAUUCGCUAAAAUUUGGCUCUGACACUGAAAGCUCUUUCACUUCUAAACCUGUCUCAUUGGCUCAUUCGGUGGAAGGGAGCUCCUCAGAGUGUGAAACCCAGAUUCUGGACAGGGCGAAUUCACAAUCGCCGUCUCCUGAUGCUGACAUAUCACCAACACUUGAUUCUGACAAAUCACCAACACUUGAUUCUGACAAAUCAUCAAAGAGUGUUCUCUAUCAGGAUAAUCUUUCCCCGUCAAUGCCAAGUGGUUUUGACAAUUUUGCAACAAUGUAUUCCUGUGCGGAUCCACAUGCCGAAUCUGAUGGCACGGCUGCAGGAGCAUUAGAAACCCGAGAAUCUCCAGGGUGCCACAAGCACCUGGGGACUUCCGUGGAAAAAACGGUGCAACCACAAUUGGUUGAGGAAAUUGACUCGGAUGAGCCAAUCACUAAAGGUGCGGAGACGCACAGAGAAGUUUACAAUAUCUCCAGUGAAGAGAGCGUAAUCGAGAUCUCAGAUAUGAGCGACAUUGAGAAAGAGGAGGAGGAAUUGGGGCUUGUCUACAGCGACUCGGAGUAA
Messenger RNA from Sungouiella intermedia, 3381 nucleotides. NCBI's taxonomy places the organism in Eukaryota, Fungi, Ascomycota, Pichiomycetes, Serinales, Metschnikowiaceae. The record is from the annotation of a GenBank genome assembly.